Molecule: messenger RNA, 2604 nt
Organism: Varanus komodoensis (Komodo dragon)
Lineage: Eukaryota; Metazoa; Chordata; Lepidosauria; Squamata; Varanidae
Gene: SLC3A2
Product: solute carrier family 3 member 2
Exons: 10
Coding region: 117-1778 (553 amino acids)
Biological process (GO): carbohydrate metabolic process; amino acid transport
Source: RefSeq, a predicted model, not a curated record
CGGCCGGCGAGCUCGCGGGGCAGAGCGGGGCAAGUCGGAGCGCCAGCGCGUCGCCAGAGCCCGCACCGCACCGCGCCGCACGCACGCACGCACGGCGGAGGCUUGCAGGCGACAUUAUGAGCUCCCCAGGAGGCACCCCUGCCACGGAGGUGGACAUGAAGGAUGUGGAGCUGAACGAGAUGGACAUGGAGAAGCAGCCCAUGAACGCCUCGUCCCCCCUGGCCGGCUCCCCUGGCGAGAAGAACGGGGUGGUGAAGGUGAAGGUGGCCGAGGAAGAGGAGGAAGGGGGCGAAGCCACGGCCAAGUUCACCGGCCUCUCCAAGGAAGAGCUGCUGCAGGUGGCCAGCACCCCCGGGUGGGUGCGCACCCGCUGGGCCCUCCUGAUCCUCUUCUGGCUGGGCUGGCUGGGCAUGCUAGCGGGGGCCAUCGUCAUCAUCGUGCAGGCCCCCCGCUGCAAGGACCUCCCCAAGCAGGAGUGGUGGCAGAAAGGGGGCAUGUACCGCAUCCCGAAGGUGGAGGCGUUCCAGGACUCUGCAAGCGACGGCGUGGGCGACCUGGCAGGUCUGAAACUGCAGAUGGAUUACUUAAGUUCGCUCAAAGUGAAAGGUUUGGUGAUCGGCCCACUUCACGUCAACCCUGCAGAUGACCAGGCCGGAACUGACCUGCGAGCUGUCGAUGCCGACCUGGGCACGCUGGCCGAUUUCCAGGAUGUCCUGCGGGCGGCCAAGAAGAAGGGCCUGAAGGUGGUCUUGGACCUGACGCCCAACUAUCAAGGCCAGUCCCCUUGGUUUAAUCAAAGCAUUCUUAGCAACACGGACCUCCAGAACAAAAUGAAGGAAGCCAUUGAUUUCUGGCUGAAGGAGGGGGUAUCCGGGAUCCAGAUUGGAAGUAUCGAGCUUCUAAACGAUUCCCAGAUCCUCAGUGACUGGAAGAAUCUGACUAAACAGCACAGCACUGACGACCAUGUCAGGGUACUGAUUGCAUCCACACAUGAGCAAGACACCAAAGGCAUAUUCUCUCUGCUCAAUGAGACCAUCGGCCCAGAUCUUCUGACCAGCCCGUACCUUCAGGGGCUGGUGAAAAACGACCAAGAUAAGGCCUCACGAGGGGCCGCUGCUGGUCUCAUGAUCUCCCAGUACAUUCAAGAAGCUGGGGACAAAUGGUCCGGCUGGAGUGUGGGGAGACCCGAUGUCGGGCAUUUGGCCAACUCGAUGGGCGAGCACCUCCUUCGCUUGUAUCACCUGCUCCUCUACACGCUCCCUGGGACGCCCUUCACAGACUACGGCGAUGAGAUCGGCCUACGGGACUUGCCGGGCAAGCCUGCCGCAUCCAGUCUCAUCCGCAUGCAGUGGGACAACACAGCCAACUUCGGCUUCUCGAAAGGGGCGCAGCAGCCGCAGACGAACAAAACGGCCAGCGACGUCACGGUGCAGACGCAGCGGGGCAACAAGGCCUCAGUCUUGGCGUUCUUCCAGCAGCUGAGUGAACUGCGGGGCAAGGAGCGCUCCCUCCUCCACGGGGACUUUUACUUAGCCCAGAGCACGAACCCAGCCGUCCUGGCAUACCUGCGUGUUUGGGACCAGAACAUGCGCUUCCUGGUGGUGCUCAACUGGGCGCCCACGGAGAGCAUCGUCACCCUGACGCACCCUCACCUCCCAGACACUCUCGCCGUGGAGCUCAGCACGCAUCCAGAGCGGGAGAAGCAGCAGCUGGGCCUCCAGGACCUCCGGCUGGGUCCCUCGGAAGGGCUGAUGCUCAGCUUCAUGUACGUGGCCUAGCGUCUCUCCAGACCUCCCCCAUCCCUGUGCGGCUGUGCUGGGGGACAGAGAAUGGAGGCGGUCCCAGAGUGCCUCGAAGGAAGCCAUCUUAGCACCCAUCUUUCCCUCUCCCCUUCCGUCAUCCUGACCUCACUUGUGUCCAUUUCCUUUUUGCCCUUGGCUUCCUUGUUUCUUCACUCUUUCAUACAUUCCUUGACCUGCCGGUAUGUGGGGAAAGAGGCUCCCCAGCAGGGGAGGGGAACCCACGGCCCUCCAGACGUUGCUAGGUUGUCACUUUGUUUAUUAGGGGCCGCAGACUGUGUAGGCUGGGGCUGAUGGGGCUUGGGAGCCCAAGAACACCUGGAGAGCCAGAGCUUCCCCUCACUCCUGCACUGGUAACAGAAAUGUCCCACCUCGCCCCAAGAAAACAUUCUAAUGCGUUAUGUAUGUGUGGAUUUGGGGUAUAUGUGUGUAUGUGUUUUUUUUAAUAACAACUGGGCAAAUGUUCUGCUCAGAGCUGAUGCUCAAGCUGACUGGGCUUCUACAAAAUCCACACGACAUGCCCUUCUCGGCCUUUGUACCAACCCAGUCAGAACGGGGUUCGCUGCAGGGGUGCUUUGAGUGUGAGUUUCGUUCACUGAUACCAGCUCCCCACACCCCACCGUCCUCCCCCACCUGGUGCCCCUCCAGAUGAGCUGGGCUACAAACCCCAUCAAGCCACACGGAGGUUGCAGCCCAACUCUUCGGGGGGGGGGGGCAUCAGGCUGAGGGGGAUGGGGGGGUGUCCAAUACUGUUGAAGACUCAUGGAGCAAAUUCAAUAAAUGUGCCCCUUCCCCUCUCUCUCUC